AUGGUUGCAGUCUACACUAGAAACCUAAGGAAUAAUACGAUCACUCAAGCUGAAGGAAUGACCCUCCUUUGGGGUCUGAAAAUGGAUAACUCCAUAGGAAUAAAACAUCUGGAAAUUGAAGGAGACUCUCAAAUCAUUGUGGACUAUGUCAAAGGGAACUCAUCAACAGAGUGGAGAGUGGAACCCAUUCUGAGGGAUAUCAGGUGCCUCUUGGUCAAGAUGGAGGACUUCACUAUCUGCCACAUCUUCAGAGAAGGAAACAGAGCUGCCGAUUCCAUGGUAGCUGAUGGAAGGCUGCAAAAUGGCUUACGAUGCUGGAGGGACCCCAGUCUGCUACCAGUCACCACUAAGGAAAUCUUGGAAAAGGAAAUGGCCUUUACUCAGGAAGGGACCGUCCUAUAUGCUCAAUGA
This is a messenger RNA of Cryptomeria japonica (Japanese cedar), 411 nucleotides long. RefSeq lists its product as uncharacterized. Gene Ontology annotation, molecular function: RNA-DNA hybrid ribonuclease activity; nucleic acid binding. The transcript has a single exon. NCBI's taxonomy places the organism in Eukaryota, Viridiplantae, Streptophyta, Pinopsida, Cupressales, Cupressaceae. Bases 1 to 411 code for a protein of 136 amino acids. The record is from RefSeq and is a predicted model, not a curated record.